AUGCCGGCCAAAUCAAAGACCAAGAACAAGUCAAUAUGGCGUUCCGACAAUGCUCAGCAUUUCCAGCUGGUGCAUCGAUCGCAGCGCGAUCCUCUCAUCAACGAUCCCGACGCUGGUUCACACGUGCUUCUCUCUUAUGAUCCAGCUAACCAGUCGCGCGCAAAGGGAAAGACUCGCGCAGAGCUCGAAGCGGAUGCCACCGUCAUUCGCGACAAGUUUGGCAAGCCUAUCAGGCAGAACAUCGGCGAAGCGGCCAACUACGGUAUCUACUUUGACGAUACAGAGUACGAUUACAUGCAGCAUCUUCGACCCAUCAACGAUGACGAGAAUGUCAAGAGGGGAGGCGAGAAUGUCGACGAGACGGUGGAUACCAUCCUCGUCUCAUCAGAUGCGAAUGGGAAGGCGAAAGGCAAGGGAAAGGAGAGCUUUGCGUUGAAAGAAGGCGACGACCUAGGCAAGAAGCAGCCAGGAUUGAAUCUGCCGGCGUCCGUGCUGCCAUCGCAGAAGGAGAUGCCGUUCAGCUUCACCUCGCAUCUUGCAGUCGAACCAUCUCUGCAAGGUUUCCAGCCGGAUAUGGAUCCACAUCUGCGACAAGCGUUGGAAGCGCUUGACGACGAGGCGUUCGUGGACGAUGACUUGGACGACGACUUCUUCGGUGAGGUCGUGCACGAUGGUGAAUGGGAUGGCGUGGUACGAGAAGAGGAUCAGUGGAGAGAACAAGCGCCAGAGGGAGAUGAAGCGAUCUAUGCGGACGCGGCGACAAGAGCGCAGAAGGAGCUCGAGCAGAAUGGUGUGGAGAACAUGUCGCUCGAAGCAAGAGUGGCCCUCUUCAAGCAGCAGCAGCAGCUCGCUCGCAACAGCAGACAGGCGUCGGACGAUGGCGCAGAAGAUGACGAAGACGAGGAAGAUCGGGAUCAGCUUGCAUCUCUGCGCGGUGGAUCCAGAGCUGGAACCAUGUACACGGCAGGAGGCUCUGCGAUCGGCAAGAAAGGUCGACCAGGUGCGCUAGCAAGGAGAGCAGCGAGCACCAAAGCCCCUUCGAUCGGCGGUGGAAGCACCGCCUGGUCGAUGAGCUCGUCCGCCAUGUUCCGUAACAAGGGUCUCUCUGAUCUCGACGACCGCUUCGCUCAGCUCGGACGCAAAUAUGGAAUUCGCGAAGAUUUCGAUCCAUCCCUCGAGGCGCUCGAAGACGAGGAGUUUGUCGAUUCGGACGGAGACGAGGCAGGCGAACCGGUGACGCGCGAAGACUUUGAGGGGAUCAUGGACGACUUCCUCGCCAAGUACGAAACAAAGCAUGGCAAACUCCGCGAAGCGCUCGGUGGUGUCGACUCCACCUCUGUCGAGAAGCUCACCAUCCUCCGUCAGGCGCUCGGUAAGGCGCGCAUCAACGGACGUGAGUGGGCAGGAAAGGACAACGACGAGGGCAAGGGAGCAGGAGAUCUGGGCGAGUACGAGGAUUACGAAUCGCCCGACGAGGAGAUUGUCGAUCCGAUACCGCGAAGUCACAUGCGAGAAAAGUGGGACGUGGAGUCGAUUCAGUCUACCAAGACGAACCUGGAGAACCACCCUCGCACCAUCUCGGCCAAGGAGAGCGUGUUUGGAGGAAGCAAUGCGUCCGCCUUCCGCCCAGGCAGCGUCGCCGGUGGUAGCGCCGUCAACCGCACCAUGCUGGGCAACGGCAUGGCACCGAGCAUGACAAGCUACACCAGUCAACGUCCCUCGGCCUCUGCUUUCCUCAACGACGAAGAGCGACUGCCAAAGAUUCGCAUCAAUCCACGCACCGGGUUCCCCGAAAUUGUCGGCUACUCGAAACCUCGCGGCGUCAACGGCAAGAAGAAGACUUCCUCCUCGCUCAACGGUGUCAACGAAGAGGACGACGACGACGACGGACGCGGACCACCCUCAGGCAGCGACUCUGGCUCCGACACGGAAGACGGCGAGAAGCACGACGGCUCCGAGUACGACUCCGACGCAACAGAAGGCGGCGAGUUGGCACGACACAUGUCGACCAUCGCCGUGACCGCCAAACGCGAUCGAAACGAGAGCAAGGAGGACCGCAAGGCGCGCAAAGAGGCGUUCAAGGCCAACAAGAAGGAGCGCAAGCAGCGCAAGAUGAAGACUAAGGAGGCCUUCGCCAGCGAAAAGAAGAAGCAGGCAAAGGCCGAGAAGGGCAGGAAGGAGACCGAGGGUGGGCCGGCGGGUAUGCGUUUGCUCUAG
Messenger RNA from Pseudozyma hubeiensis SY62, 2217 nucleotides. RefSeq names its product cytoplasm protein. Gene Ontology annotation, cellular component: preribosome, small subunit precursor; nucleus; cytosol. Bases 1 to 2217 code for a protein of 738 amino acids. NCBI's taxonomy places the organism in Eukaryota, Fungi, Basidiomycota, Ustilaginomycetes, Ustilaginales, Ustilaginaceae. The record is from RefSeq and is a predicted model, not a curated record. The transcript has a single exon. Gene Ontology annotation, biological process: ribosomal small subunit export from nucleus; ribosomal small subunit biogenesis.